AUGAUCCAGGCCCAUGUGGAGCGACUUGCUCUAAGAGAAACGGAAGUUCAUCAACUCCAAGAGGAACUAAACCUCAAAAACAACCUGCUGAAAAGAGCCCAGAUUAGAGAGCAGGACACAAAACAGGCCCAUGAAGACUGUAUUGACCUCCUGCCUCAGAAAGAAUCCAGGUUGAGCCGAAUCAAAGAGGAGCUGAGGCUCAAAGAUGAGCUAGUGCAAAAGGCUGCUGAAAAAGAGCAGGAGACGAAUAAGGCCUUCGAAGACCAACUGGCCCACAAAAACUCGGAAGUCUGCAGGCUGAAAGAUGAACUAAAGGCUAUGGGAGAGGUCCAGGAUAGGGCUGUCAAAAAAAGACAAGAGCGCACCAGAGCUCACAUAGCCACCCUAGACCUUCUCACCAAAAAAGACCUGGAGCUUCAGAGGAACGAGGAGAACUGGAGGAGGAAAUAUGAUGAACUGCAGAAGUGUCUCCAAGACCAGACUGACAACCUGCAGGUACUUCAGAGCUCAGAUAUAUUACAAUAUCAAAAUAAUCACUUCUUUGAUUCUCUAGAGAAUAUCUUAAGGUUUCUGCUGAAUCAACUAACACACCGUUUCUCUCUCAGCUCCUCCAAAAAUCAGCACAGGAGGAGUAG
Messenger RNA from Xyrichtys novacula (pearly razorfish), 635 nucleotides. The record is from the annotation of a GenBank genome assembly. Lineage: Eukaryota; Metazoa; Chordata; Actinopteri; Labriformes; Labridae.